Micromonas pusilla CCMP1545 is the source of this 1812-nucleotide messenger RNA. It is a transcript of the gene PRP3, whose product is annotated as U4/U6 small nuclear ribonucleoprotein Prp3. Bases 1 to 1812 code for a protein of 603 amino acids. The transcript has 3 exons. Lineage: Eukaryota; Viridiplantae; Chlorophyta; Mamiellophyceae; Mamiellales; Mamiellaceae. Gene Ontology annotation, biological process: mRNA splicing, via spliceosome. Gene Ontology annotation, cellular component: U4/U6 x U5 tri-snRNP complex. The record is from RefSeq and is a predicted model, not a curated record.
AUGGCGCCGCCGAAAAGGAAGGCGGAGGACGAUCCGCCCCCCGCGCCGUCGCCGUCGCGUCGGAGCAAGCGGACGAAAAACGCCGAGGAUCCGCCUCCGUCGUCGUCGAAGGACGACGACGAUGUCGCCGCGCCGGCGCCUCCUCCCGCGGACGCGCCGGCGCCCGCCAAGGCGAAGCUCCCCGCGCUCGACGCGCUCGCGAAAGCGAAGGCGGUCCUGCAGAAGCAGAAAGAGCUCGCGGAGAAGCUGAAGAAGGUCCCGAAGCUGACGCCGGCCGCGCCGGCGCCCGCGAUCGUCGCGAUGGAGGGCGCGGCGGGCCGAACGAUCCCUCCUCCUCCUCCUCCGCCGCCGCCUUCUUCUUCUUCCGUCGUCGCGCCCGCGAAGUUUACGGGCCCCGGCGCGCUGCGUCUCAACGAGAAGGGCGAGGAGGUGGACGAGCACGGGAGAGUGAUCGUGAAGAACAUCGUGGAGGUGAGCACGUUCAAGGUGAACGCGAAGCGAACGAAGCUCGAGGAGUUCGCAGCCUCGGAGAAGGAAACCGAGGCGGAAGCCGCGGGGGGCGGGGACGACGACUGGAUGGACCCCAGGAUGGGAAAGGCGGGGAAACAGCGAGGACGUCGCGGCGGGUUUCAGUUCGUGAAAGAAGGACGGUUCCAAGCUCAGGCGGACAUGAUGCGUUUGCAAGCCAAGUUCGGCGAGACCGAAGCGCGGAAGAUCGCCGCGCGCGAAGCCCGCGAGCGCCGCGCCGCCGCGGAGCUCGAGAAGCUCGAGAAGGACGCGGACCCGAACUUGAUCCCGCUCGGCGCGCGCGCGGGGAUCAAGGGCGGCCGCGCCGGGGAAUCCGCCGCGAGAGCCGCCGCGGAGGCGGCGCUGGCGCUGGACGCGAUCCCGGACGUCGAGUGGUGGGACGCCGCGAUACUCGCGACCGGCAGCUACGACGACGUCGCGGGAGGGAAGUGGAACGUCAAGCCGGAGAAGAUCUCGCUGUACGUCGAGCACCCGGUGCCGAUGCAGCCGCCGACGGAGGCGCCGCCGCCGCCGCCGCAGCCGCUGAAGCUGACGAAGCGCGAGCAGAAGAAGCUCCGGACGCAGCGGCGCAUGGCGCGCGAGCAGGAGAAGCAGGAGAUGAUCAAGCAGGGGCUGCUCGAGCCGCCCAAGCCGAAGGUGAAGAUUUCGAACCUGAUGCGCGUGCUCACGGACGAGGCGACCGCGGACCCGACCGCGGUGGAGCGCGAGGUUCGCGAGCAGAUGGCGGAGAGGCAGAGCGCGCACGACGACCGGAACGAAGCUCGGAAGCUGACGCCGGCGGAGCGCAGAGAGAAGAAGAUGCGCAAGCUGUUCGACGACCCGGGGAGCAGCGCGGAGACGCAGGUGCACGUGUAUCGCGUGGAGAGCAUGGCGAACCCGAAGAACAAGUUCCGCGUGGACAUCAACGCGCAGGAGAACAAGCUGACGGGCGUCUGCUUGAUCACGGACUCGUUCAGCAUCGUCAUCGUCGAGGGCGGGUUGAAGUCCGUUCGAAGAUACGAGAAGCUCAUGAUGCGCCGCAUCGACUGGAACGUCAAGCUCGACUCCGCGGACGCGGCCGCGUCCGAGGACGAGGACGAGGACGAGGACGCGCAGCAGAGGAACAAGUGCACGUGCGUGUGGAAAGGGACGUCGCCGCGUCCAAACUUCACGCGGUUCAAGUUUGAGACGCUCCGCACGGAGGCGGCGGCGCGUAAGUACCUCGCGGACAUCAACCUCGCGCAUCACUUCGACGCCGCGGCCGCGUGCGUCGCGGUGAACGACGACGGCAUCGAUAGCGACUAG